Messenger RNA from Papilio xuthus (Asian swallowtail), 1542 nucleotides. The record is from RefSeq and is a predicted model, not a curated record. Lineage: Eukaryota; Metazoa; Arthropoda; Insecta; Lepidoptera; Papilionidae.
UUGGCGAUUGAGCGUGCUCGGGCGCUCCUGUGAACUAUGCAGAGUCAAUAUUAUUUUAUUACUGUAAUCGUGACUGCUCUGUGGUUCAGAGUGGAAGCAACGCGUGCCAACUCUGAAGUAUGUUUCCCGCCACAUUUCAUGUUUGGUGUUGCCACAGCCGCGUACCAGAUAGAGGGCGCCUGGAACAUUUCAGGUAAAGGCGAAAGUAUUUGGGACCGCUAUACUCAUACUCACCCGGAGCGCAUCUUCGACCACAAGACGGGCGACGUGGCCGCCGACUCAUAUCACCGGGUCAAGGAGGAUGUCCGCCUGCUGGUUGCGCUGGGCGUGCACCACUACCGCUUCAGCAUCUCCUGGCCAAGGAUACUGCCCACUGGUCUUAGCAAUGACAUUAACGAAGACGGCAUAAGGUACUACAGCGAGCUAGUCGACCAGCUGCUAGCGAAGAAUAUCGUGCCCAUGGUGACCCUGUACCACUGGGACCUGCCGCAAGCGUUACAGGACCUCGGUGGCUGGACCAACCCUAUCAUUGCCGAGUAUUUCCACGACUUCGCUAAGAUUGUGUUCGAGCACUUGAGCGACCGCGUGAAGGUGUGGUUCACGUUCAACGAGCCGCUAUCCUUCUGCCAAGAGGGGUACGGCGGUACGGAUGCACCCGGCGGCAACAGCAGCGGCUUCGAGGACUACCUCUGCGGACACAACGUACUGCGCGCGCACGCUUCUGUCUACCGCAUGUUCGAGCGCGACUACAGACACACGGGCGGUGCUGUUGGCAUAGUGUUGGAUUUUGCGUGGAUGGAGCCCGCGAGUACGGCCCUAGAGGAUCAGAAGGCUGCUGAAACCGCACGGCAGUUCCAAUUUGGCUGGUUCGCGCAUCCGAUCUUCUCCCCCGAGGGCGACUACCCGCCUGUCAUGAAGCAACGUAUCAACGAAAUCUCCAAACGUCAGAAUUUCCCACGCUCCCGUUUGCCAGUAUUCACGCAGGAGGAGUUGGUUUCCUUACGAGGCUCUUCCGAUUUCCUCGGCCUGAACCACUACACCACGUGCCUGGUGGCGGCGGGGAACGGCAAGAUAUACCCCCAGCCCUCCUUCUAUACUGACAUGGGUGUCCUCAUUUCACAGAACCCGGACUGGCCGCGGACUAAUUCCACUUGGCUUAGAGUUGUGCCUUGGGGUUUCCGUCGUGCAUUGAACUAUAUCCGCGUAUCGUACAACAAUCCGCCAGUGCUGGUGACGGAGAACGGCGUGUCGUUGCCGCGGGGGACACAUGACUUGCGGCGCGUGCAAUACGCGGCGAGUUAUCUACGCGCGAUGCACCAAGCCAUGCAAGACGGAUGCGACGUACGCGGAUACACGCACUGGAGUCUCAUUGACAACUUCGAAUGGACUAGAGGAUACUCGGAACGAUUCGGUCUUUACGAUGUGAAUUACGCGUCCUCAGCCCGCACGCGCACUCCGCGACUCUCUGCGCGCUUCUACGCCAAACUGACGCGCAUACGCUGCUUGCCCGAUUCAUGGGAAUAAAUAUUUAUUAAAACUGUA